Messenger RNA from Spodoptera exigua (beet armyworm), 999 nucleotides. The record is from the annotation of a GenBank genome assembly. Lineage: Eukaryota; Metazoa; Arthropoda; Insecta; Lepidoptera; Noctuidae.
GUAGAUACGAUAUACUUAAUUCGAAUAUGUGAAUAACUAAGUAUUGGUGUAACUAAGUAACUAGGCACUCGCGAGCAAGCAUACGUGUACGCAAUGUCUGCGGCAGCGCUGACGUGGUCGGUGGCUCGCGCAUGCGCGGCCGGCUCUUUACCAGCCUGCUCCUGCGCAGCACCGCCGCGAGCGCCGCCUCGCCCUCCGCGGCAGGCGCAGAUCACACCCUCCGAGCCUCACGCCAGGUUCAAAUGGGGCGGAUGUGGAGACAAUUUUCAAUGGGCUGAAAGGUUCGCGAAGCAAUUUCUGGAUGCUCAUGAAAUAGACGUCCGAGAAGGCAAGGUGGAAAACAUCCUGGAAAUAGAAACGACUACAACAGAGCAGCCUACCACGACUAUAACUACAACAACAAUAGAACCAACCACAGCGCCACCGGUAGUCAUCUUAGUGGAUGACCAGCCCGCGCCAGCCAACACCAGUGCUCCACCGAAAACCAAGAAGAAAGGGCGUCGCGGACGAAAGCGUCUACCACGAUCCCCGCGACGAGGCCGGCCUACACGGAAAAGGUUCAGAUCUAGACCGAGGUAUGAUUAUGACGACAGAGGCUCCAGAUACCGCAAUAUCGAAUAUCGUAUGGCGGCUGACGACCCAAGAUUCGAUCCUCAAGUGGAUUUGCGAACACGACUCGAACGAUUGCGGGAGCUUAUUGCAUCUGCUAACCUGAUAAAUGGACGAUUUGGAAGAAAGGCGGUGUCUGCCGGGAUGCGCACGAAGUGCACGUGUCACGGCGUGUCGGGGUCGUGCUCGGUGCGCACGUGCUGGCGCGCGCUGCCGCCGCUGGCGCGCGUGGCCGCGGCGCUGGCGGGCGAGGCGGCGCGCGCCGGCCCGCUGCGGCCGCGCGCCCGACACACGCGCCGCGCCCGCCCCCGUCUGCGCUACGUCACGCCCAGCCCCGACUACUGCGAGCCCGACCCCGCCGCUGGCUCACUCGGAACACACGGCAGGUAA